This is a messenger RNA of Dermacentor andersoni, 2595 nucleotides long. It is a transcript of the gene GABPI, whose product is annotated as zinc finger DHHC-type palmitoyltransferase GABPI. The record is from RefSeq and is a predicted model, not a curated record. Gene Ontology annotation, biological process: peptidyl-L-cysteine S-palmitoylation; protein targeting to membrane. Lineage: Eukaryota; Metazoa; Arthropoda; Arachnida; Ixodida; Ixodidae. Gene Ontology annotation, molecular function: protein-cysteine S-palmitoyltransferase activity. Gene Ontology annotation, cellular component: Golgi apparatus; endoplasmic reticulum.
CAGUUUGUGGGUCUGCAUGGGCAUUGGCAUGGGCCUGCGACCGUUGCGCGAGGAGGUCGUUCUGUGUUUACGGCGCUUGCGGCGUUCCCUUCCUUUCAACGUGAUGACGAGAUCCCUUGCUCCUCGCCUGUCCGCACCGCCCUCUCCCGUUGUCUGCAAAUGCCGAGUGUACUGGAGCACUCGGGCGCUCUUCGUCUCCGUGCCGUGUCGGGCGUAUUAUUCCGCAGCGCGAUAGAAAUCGAGUAAUGACAGCGCUGCUAUGAAAACUGGUCACAGUGGAAUGCAUGAUGACGACCCUCUUUGUUGCUGCGAGUACAUCUCCGAAGUAGGCGAGCGAUCUCACAUUUUGGCAUGUCUAUGCGACUGCGAAGCCUUAGAUACCGCGUUUGACAGGCUCCUGAAGUGCCGUCGUGUUCCCGCACCUCACUGGUCGCUCGUCAAAGACACGGUGAUGGACCGGAUUCGGGUGCCUUGGCUGGGUGGCGCGAAGCGGGUGGAGACUGAUGUCAUCUCGCCGAUUAUCCUCCUACCCUCGGCCCUUUUACUGGCCUGCCAUAGCUGGACAAUGCUCAUGAUCACCUUUUCGGCACUUCCGUUUGCUCUCUUCUUCAUACAUCGGCGGUGUUCCAGGAACAGAACGAGAACGAAGUUCUUCCUGUCAUGGACUGUGUCAUCCCUAGUGGUGCUGCUCGGCGUAUUCCAGCUUGAAGUGGUACCUUACCUGGAGAUUCUCUUCUCUGAGAACACUGUGCUCAUGCUGGCAGUUGGCUUCACCUGUCUGUGUGCAUACCUAGUGCACAACUGCCCGCCUGACGUCCUGGCCCCAAGUAUUACCGCAGAGCCUGUGGGCAAGUCGGCCGAAGCGACAGCAUGCAGUGUCAGUGUGCCCUACACAGAGACUGAGGAUUCCAAGUGCUCUGUGUGCCAAGUGGUGCAGCCGCCACGCUGCAGCCAUUGCCACCUCUGUGGUCGCUGCUUCCUCAAGAGGGAUCACCACUGUGUCUGGUUGGACACGUGCAUUGGUGAAAAGAACCAUCGAGCUUUCAUCCUUGGCCUGGUUGGCCUGCUGGUGUCUCUGGUGUACGGCGCAAACCUUACCUUGACUACUGUCUGUCGGCCAAAGAUGCUUUGGGACACUUUUCUCAUUCCGGACAACUGCUUCGAGGUUUAUGAGGACAUUCACAUAUCACUGUGUUUCGUGUCCGCCGUGUACGCACUGCUGGUGGCCAUCCCGGUGGCACUUAUGCUUCUCCAGCAGCUCUGGCUCGUCGCCAUCAACACAACAAUCUACGAGAUGCGUCGGCACAGGAUUGGCAUUCACAGCCACGGUGUCUGCAACAACUGCCGCUCCUUCUGGUGUCCCAGUUGGAGGUAGCCUGUGCUGCUCCGUGUGACAAGUCCUGGUGUUAUCGUUUCUCUUGUGAUCCCCUGUCACUUCCAGACAACCAUAUUUAUUUGCCAUCGCGGUCCAUGGCGUCUUGCGAAAUGUGUAGUUACUCAUUCUUAUCAGCUUGUGGCUGCAUGCUGCCUUUAUGCAAGCUCAGACCAGACCGAUGAUCUACUCUAUCACACGAGGGCCAAGCAUGUGGUGCUCCAAGUACAUGUUCAACAUGCUCGAGGGGUACCGAGGCACAUUUGUGAGUGCAUGAAACUUAUCCAAGCACGUCUCAACUUCCGCCUGGUUUAUUUAUGUGCUGCUUGCUUCAGUUCGUUUGUAAAGCUUAAUGAAGUGUUAUGUAGCGUGUGCUCAUUUCUUAGAGGGCAUUAAGGGUAUAUGGUUUUAAGUCUGUGGUUGGGGGGGGCUUUGAGAGUUGAAACCAACAGACUCAAGAGCUAGUCAUAGCUCAUCCGUGAAUUGUGUGCAGUCCAGACUGCACUUAUUUUGUAGUGGUGUGACUGCAUCACCUCCACAUAAGUACAGAUAUAUACUUACUUAUGUAUGAAUGUUCUGUUCAUAGUGAUGUUUGGGAAUUCUCUGCUAGCAACAUUGCUAAAGCUGUCUGGGAACCAUUAGCUAGAACAUUUAUGAUCAACUGCUUCAGUAAGGGUAAAGUCAGAAUCUUUUGACAUGUUUAAGCCAUAUAGACAUUCAGCUUUUACCAAGUCUUAAACAGAUGGAAGAUCUUGAAUGCAAGACAUUCCCUUUAAUAACCCACCAAAGGUAUUGCAAAGGCAUUCAAGAGAGCAGUAGGCAGCUAAGAGUGCAGGCUCUCAUUGCUGUAUUUAAGGCUUUCCCUCAGGAAUUACUGUUAGCUUCAACGAUCUCUUAUUACCGUUUUUCUUCGUGAUAUAGCUCUUGUGAAAUUUAAUGCCUCGUGCAUGGUCUUUCAGUUUGUGUUUCGAUCAAGUUGUGAAAACCAGCUGUGGUUGCCUUGAAUGAUAAUGUUGCCUGUGAUAGGCAUGUACAUAACUAAGUCAGGAAUGUGUUCUUCCUUGCUUACUUCCUUGUAACGAUUUUUGUGUUUACAGAGAGCUGCACUUGUGGCUUUUCACAAGUAUUAUACACGUGGAAUGUUCCGUCUGUGUCAAGUACUUCAUACUUGUCUUACUGUGCCGCGAAAUGCAGCGAAAUAAAAACAACUUACUUCAAAAGUA